CCAUUCCGCGGCGCCGGCGGAUACCUUCUCCCUGCAUCGCCAUCGGAGCCCAAGAUUUGCUACGCCAUGUGCUUCGACGACUGCUGUUGCUGCGGCUGCUACGACGCCUUCUGCGACCGGUGCUGCCCCUGCAUCUCCUACGACACGCGCGAGACCAUCUUCAGCAUCUGCAUCUGCUUCCUCGUGGUCGCCGCCGUCGUCCUCUUCGUCGUGCUCCUCGCCGCCUACGGGUUCAUCCGCCACGUGGAGGUCGCCGUCGAGGCCGCCUCGCUGACCAGGUUCGCCCUCGUGACCACCCCGGCCACCGCGUUCGCCUACAACCUCUCCCUCACGCUCACCGUCCGCAACCGGAACUGGGCCAUGAGCAUCAAGAACACCAAGCCGCUGGAGGCCGACUACAGCUUCGACGGCCAGCGGUUCGACCGCAUCGAACUCGCCGACAAGGGGGACGUCCACCCCGCGGGCAAGACCCGGGUGUACCACCUCGACUCCGGCGCGGAAGGCGCGUACGUGGCGCUGGGGAACGCCGGCGUCGCCGAAUUCGGGAAGGAGAACGCAACGGGGCUGUUCCAGGUGGAGGUGGCGCUCGCCGGCGAGGUGAGGUACAAGGCGCACGUCACCAAGUGCAAGCUGGCCGCGACGUGCCCGCUGAAGCUGCAGCUCGCGCCGCCGGGGACGCCAGCCGUCGUCUUCCAGAAGGUCAAAUGCAAGCUCGACAAGCCCGACAAGAACUGCUAGACAACGAGCCGGCCGAGUGGCGAGUGUUGUUCAAUUUGUUAAAGUUGUGUAGUAGCAAUGAGCUAGUGAUUGACGAUUGUGCUUUUAUUUAAAAUUUUAGCAAUGAGCAGUAAUUUAUUUGAACUGGAAUUGUUGGUAAAUGUCUGUAAUGUACGGAGGCACAGGGAGAGACGAGAGACGGCUCCAUAAUUUUUUUUUUGAAACACUCACUUUUGUUUGGUUAGCUCUUAAUUCAUAUGGAUUGAGUGAUUU
This is a messenger RNA of Zea mays, 990 nucleotides long. RefSeq lists its product as uncharacterized. The transcript has a single exon. Gene Ontology annotation, biological process: defense response to other organism. The record is from RefSeq and is marked predicted. Lineage: Eukaryota; Viridiplantae; Streptophyta; Magnoliopsida; Poales; Poaceae. Bases 67 to 738 code for a protein of 223 amino acids. Gene Ontology annotation, cellular component: plasma membrane; plasmodesma.